CAUUUGUAUCUAUAAAAUAAUUGUGGGUGAUAAGCGACCGUCAGUGAAAUGGGAAGUCGAGGAAGUAGCUGUCAGUGAAAUAGGAUGUCGGAGAAGUGGAUUAUGGAAGUGGGAAUGGAUUGUCGGUGAAGUGGGCUGUCAGUGA
Messenger RNA from Dentiscutata erythropus, 145 nucleotides. NCBI's taxonomy places the organism in Eukaryota, Fungi, Glomeromycota, Glomeromycetes, Diversisporales, Gigasporaceae. The record is from the annotation of a GenBank genome assembly.